This is a messenger RNA of Tetrahymena thermophila SB210, 1794 nucleotides long. RefSeq lists its product as hypothetical. NCBI's taxonomy places the organism in Eukaryota, Ciliophora, Oligohymenophorea, Hymenostomatida, Tetrahymenidae. The transcript is spliced from 9 exons. The record is from RefSeq and is a predicted model, not a curated record.
GAAAUAAGGCAUUUAGAGUAUAGUAAUUGUUUAAUACAUAAAAGAAAACAUAUCUAAAAAAAUUUAUAAAUUACUUAUUUAUAAUUAUUUCUUAAUAGCUUAUUCUUAAAUAAAUAACAUCGAGCUUAUAAAUAAAUAAUUAUUUUAGUUUAAUAGUAUAAAUAUUCAAUGGCAAGAAGAAGAAAAUCUAGAAGCAAUAGCGCAUCUUCAUCAUCAAGUUCUUCCUCAUCAUCAAGUAGUGGAUUAACUUCAUCAGGAUCUUCAUCGUCCUCAGAUUCCUCUUAAUCUUCUUCUUAAAGUAGAAGCAAAAGCAAAAAGAAAGAAGAUAAGUCUAAAAAAAAUGAUAAUAGCAAAUAAACAUCUAAUUACUCAAAAAACAAUAAAGCACAAAGCAGUACAAGCAACAACAACAACAAUAAUCGUUAAUCAAAAAAGGAUUCUAAAUAUAGCAAGUCCCGCUCUCGUAGCAGAAGUAAUAGAAGAAAUUCCCGUAGCAGACGCUCAAACUCAAGAGAUAGAAGAUCAAAAGACUAUAGUUCCAAUAAUAAUAGCAAGAAGUAUCCUAGCAGCCGUUACAGUAAUAACACGUCUUCUUAUCAAGAAAGAAGACAUUCAUACAAAAAGGAAGAAAAUAACAAUAGGAAAAGAAGCACUUCAAAAGGUAGAAAUACAUAUACUGACAAGGAUAAGUCUAAGCGUGAAAAAAGUAAACAUAGCGAAAGUGGCUCAAGUAGUUCUAGCAGUAGAAGUAGUAGCUCAGUUUCAAGCAAAUCCCGUAGCGUUUCAAAGAAGUAAAAAACAGAAAAGAAAAAAUCACCUUCAAAAAACAGAGAUAAAAAAAAUUCAAGCUCAAAUAAUGAUAAAAAAGUGAGCUAAUAAUAGCCCGAAACCCGUAAAGAAAGUUAGAUUCUUGAAGUACAUUCAAGCAGAUAAAUGAAUUUAGAGGGAGAAAUUAAAAUUACCAAAAAGAAAAGCAGCAGCAAUGAUAGAGAAAGAAAGGAUUCAUAUAAUUAAAAGUAAUAACAUAGUAAUAGCUAAAAGGAAUAAAAGCAAACAGAAAAAAAGAAAUCUCCAGAAAAGGAAGAGAGUAAAAAAAGAAGAAGCUCUAGCAAAAAGAAAGAAGAUAAGAAUUCAAAUAAAGAUAAUUAAAAUAGGAGAAGCAGCAAAGAUCGCAAUGAUUCUACUAAGGAUAAAGAUGUAAAAAAUAAUUAAUCGUCUCGCUACCGCAGUCCUGAUUCAAAAAGAAAACAAGAAAGAAGUUUAUCGAAAAAGAGAUCUAGAUCUCGUGAUCGUCGUGAUAGCAGAAGAGAUAAUAAUAGUUAUCGUAAUUAAGAAAACAAGAACUCUUAUAGAAACAGAUCUAGAGAUAGAUCUCCUGUUUCUAAGUCUUCCAAAUAUGAAGCAGAUGAAAACAAAGAUAAAUACAACAAAAAACCUUUGAGUGAGAAUUAGCCAAAAGAAGAAAAACAAACUGAAAAGAAAACUACAGAAGUAAAGACCGAGGAAGAAGAAGGAGUUGUCAAAAAAGGAAGAGGAUUCUAAUUUAAUAGAGCUUCUGGACUUAUGGGAUGGAAGGAAGAUGAUGAAGAAGAAAAUGACAAAAAACUAAGAAGGGAUAGAUCAUUUAAGAAUAGAUUCAAUCAGAGAAGAGAUAGAGACAGUUUCUAGGGAAGAGAUAAAAGAUACUAAAACAAGGAGAAUAAAGAAUGGAGACAUGAUAAAUUCGAAUCUGUAAUUAGAUCACCAAGUGACGGAAAAAAAUUCAAAGAAAGAGAUUCUCCCACAUAUGAUUGA